AUGUCUAAUCUUCUCUCGAUACCGCUCAAGAAGACCUAUACGAUCGACGUGAAAGAAGCAAUUCGCAAGUAUCUUCUCGAACAUGGGGAAACUCACCCGGACGCUGUGAAAUCGGACAUCAACCUUUGGGAACAACUCAGGCAGUGCGGAAUUGGAGGAGAAAUUCAUUAUAACAGGAUCGAUGACAUGCUUAGGUAUCAGGCCCACUUGACUUCCAUUUUGACGAAACUACCGACCGAUAUACAACUGGAGAUACCUUACGCGCCGGUGUUCUCACCAUCUGCACUUCCUGUCACACUACGAAACCUUGUCUUUGAAAGGGCUGCGGUUAUAUUUAAUUUAGCUGCUUUAUAUUCACAGCUGGCCGGUGGAGAGGAUCGAGCUGUGGGUGAUGGAAUUAAACGCGCUGCUGCAUUUUACCAGCAUGCGUCAGGAGCUCUACAAUUCCUCAGAAUCUACGUCUUGCCUAAGCUAGUGUUUUCACCGGAAGACGAACAACAACCUCUAGAUCUCUCUACACCCGUCGUUCAAGGACUAGAAUGGCUCAUGUUAGCACAAGCACAAGAAUGCUUCUGGCAAAAGGCCCGACUGGAUAAUUUUAAGAAUAGUUUGAUUUCGAAGUUAGCGGCGAGCACCUCCGUUCUGUAUCAACACGCAUUCAAUGCAAUAAACGAUGCGAGGCCACCUGUGAAACAAUUGUUUCCAACGGAUUGGUUAGCCCAUGUUGAAGCCAAACAACAUCACUUUGACGCCGUAGCUCAAUACCGCAAAAGCAGAGAAGAAUUAGAAGCCAGCAGAUACGGGUCUGAAUUAGCGCAUCUGACACAAGCUUUAGCUGGAGCGAAACGUGCCCACGAUAUUGCUAGGAAAGGGAAAGCAUCCCCCGCAGUACGACAAGAUAUUCAGUCCCUUCUCGAAGCAGUACAGAAGGAUUUUGCGCGUGCUGAACGCGAUAACGAUUUGAUAUACCAUCAAGAUGUUCCCGUCGCCUCUUCUCUUCCUUCGAUUCCCCAUGCUGCUGUUGCACAAGUCACAGUACCCAAAGAACUUACAAACCCAAAUAGUAUUGUUGCCAGUGAGGAUAUGAUAUUUUCUGAAUUAGUCGGUUGGGGUGCGCGGCAAGCCAUUAAUAUCUACUAUGACAGACGGAAAAAUUUAAUACAAGAUGAGCUGGUCACCGUAUCACUCCAGGUACAAGAGGAAGACGAAAGAACGUUACAAGAGCUGAACCUUCCAGGAUCGCUGGAAGCCCUGGAGCGUCCCGUUGGUCUCCCCCCAAGUCUGCUCAAGAAAGUGGAAGAAGUCCGCCUGGAAAACGGCCCUGUCAAAAUAGAAGCAGCUAUUCGAGACCUGGGUAGGAUGGCACGUCAGAACAUGAAGAUUCUUGAUGAGGCAAUGGACAUCCUUGAUCAUGAGGUCUCCGAGGAUGAAGCUACGCGAGGGACGACGUCUCUGAACCGUCCGCCAUCACACGAAGCGAACGUCCAUCUAGUUGAAAAAGAGCAGCGGUAUCGUGCCAUACUGAAGCAAGCCGCGGAAAGUGACGAGACCAUUCGGACCAAAUGGGACCAAUGGGAAAUCAACAUCACAGAACUGACUUGGGACGAGACAGAUCUUGAAGCUUCUAUACCGUCCUCAACGACAAUUGGAACCUCGGUAACUCCUGAGGUUACAGGACAUGCUCGAAAUCUUCGGGUUUAUCUGGAAGACUUGGACCGACUGCAAUCUGAACGAGAAGACAUUGUGCGACGAGCGAAAAAACUCGCGGAAGUAGACGAUAUUCGGCAACGUAUCCUGAAAGUCGCUGGAGGUUUCGAAAGGCUAGGCGAAGUCCAACCAGCGAUGUUUGAGGAUGUCUUUGACGAGGAGCUAGCCAAGUAUGACAAGUUCAUUAAACUGAUGAACGAUCUACAGCCACGGCAAGAACAGCUGCUCAACUCGAUUAGAGCGGAACACAAGCUAUUCAUACAGUCACGGAAGGAUGACACUACCGUCAAAGAGAGAGAAAGAGCUCUUCAAUCGCUCGAACUCUCAUACCAUAAGUAUCAAGAAAUAGUCCACAAUCUUGAAGAGGGCAUCAAAUUCUACAAUAGUUUGAUCACGCUCCUUCUCCAGCUGAAGGAUGCAUGCAAGCAAUGGUGUAAUGAGAGGAGUCGUGAGGUGCAUGCUCUGUCGAGAUCGCUGCAUUCAGUGUCCGUCGCUGAAAACGGAAAUGAAGUCAUAAGGGUGGAAACAUCCCCUUCAACCUCAGGUCCUCUGCCGCGACAAGUGUCUGCCUUGCCACCAAUGGAUUCUAAUGAAUGGGGAUUCAAGUCCGUACCUUUACCCCCCGGACCGACAGUCAAGAAGACUGCCAGACGUUGA
Messenger RNA from Marasmius oreades (fairy-ring Marasmius), 2364 nucleotides. RefSeq lists its product as uncharacterized. The transcript is spliced from 16 exons. NCBI's taxonomy places the organism in Eukaryota, Fungi, Basidiomycota, Agaricomycetes, Agaricales, Marasmiaceae. The record is from RefSeq and is a predicted model, not a curated record. Gene Ontology annotation, molecular function: protein binding. The coding region runs from base 1 to 2364 and encodes 787 amino acids. Gene Ontology annotation, cellular component: endosome.